Jaminaea rosea is the source of this 2647-nucleotide messenger RNA. RefSeq lists its product as hypothetical. NCBI's taxonomy places the organism in Eukaryota, Fungi, Basidiomycota, Exobasidiomycetes, Microstromatales. The transcript has a single exon. The record is from RefSeq and is a predicted model, not a curated record. Bases 319 to 2487 code for a protein of 722 amino acids.
UCAAGACAAGUACCUCCUCUCAACGCAGCUGAUCCGACCAUCCUCGCGAACUUCAACGAGAUUGUCGCAACUUCAAAUCUCAAGCUGCGAAACAAGGCUUUGCUCGAGGCGGCCAACACGAUCUCGUCCGCACAGAGGAGAAGCGCCGUCAAAACGCUUGACGACUGUGGUCUGGGCGAGCAUCGUCGGAAGCAACGCCAGGAGCAGACGCGAGGGGCCAACAAAGGCGCAGCCUCAGCCUAGCAUCGCUCGCGCAAGAAGCUUCCUGCCGACACGAACGGCAAUCCAAUCUGGCCAAGCUGCGAGCGGGGCGAGCCGAUGCUUGAGCACGUGUCUCCCACUACGGCGCACCUGCAACGAGCAACGCGCUUCCAGCCCACUGCCUGGUAUCGCCGGCUCCAACAAGAGGGAGAUGUGCGAGAGCGAGUCGAGCGUGCAGCGCAGCAGGCAAUGGACAAAGCGACACCUGUGGGCCGUGCAAUCUGGGACGUUCUCGACCAUGGCGACCCAGAAGACCUCAAGUCGCUCGACUGGUGGCAGCAAUUCUGGCACCUGUCCUGCAACGCCAACUUUGCCAAGGGCAAGGAUGCGCGCAAGAUGGGGGCGGCUGUGUACAUUUUCGUCGGCUUCAAGCAGCGCAGGCUCUCAGCCGUUUACGGAGGCCGCACCGGAUGGCAGGAUUUCCGCUGUGUCGAGCACAUGACCGACCUGAUCCUCAACAAGAAUGGAUGCAAGGUGCACAGGGUAAUUCGCGAAUGUGACUCCUUUGCAAUCUUCAACGUCUUUGAGGACACUUCCGCGCAUGCCGACACCGCGGAGGGAUGGGCCGAUCGUGCCUCGAUCGAGCCAAUAUGGGCGCACAUCAUUGGCGGCUUCAAUGAGGACGAAGCCUUCGUGUCGGCAAGGAGGAAGUACGGAUUACCAGCCUGGAGCGGUGUUGUGGGCUGUAAUCGCACUCGCUGCUUCGAAGCGCCAGAGGGUCAGAGGGGCGGCUCAGACUACAUGGGCAUCAUUCGAGACCGCGACAUUAAGCAGAUGAUCGUGCGCAAGAAGCGCUACUGCCGUCGCAUGGUCAACGCCACGGCCAAGCAAAGGGGCACAGCUCGAGCAAAGUGGGUGGUGCUCUUCAAUGCUACUCGAGACAUCGAGCAAGCAACCUUGCACCAGCGCUUGUGGGACACAGGGCUCCACAUCGUUCCCCGCUCCAGCCAGUCCCGCCUCCUCUGCGGCCUCUACCUCAACGUCAGAAUGGCUCGCCUGCUCCAAGAGAAGGAUGGAACAUUCCUGGAAUGGUCGCUAUUCUUGGGCAUCGGCCAGGGCAGCUCUCUCCCCUUCCUCUCGCCAUACGACGCAGCACUAUUCGAGGAUGUCGCCCUUAUCGCCGUACGGGAUGGCAGGGUCGUGGUGCUGACGUGGAAGCACGCUCCACUGCCGCCGUCUGUUCGUCGUGGCUUCAAUGAAGUCUUCACCCUCCUCCCCUACGAUCUCGCCCAGCCCCGAAUUGCCGCGCACCUCAGCGUUGCUCAAGCGCUGGACCAGACUCUUCCUCCGCCGGGCCAGUGGGACAAGCUCAGCGACUUGGACAAGAUGGCCUUCCUCGGCUUGUUCUUUGUUGCUGGCUCGGGGCAUUUGCGCAUGGGGAGAUACGUGCUGCCGACAAUGACUCGAGGGUGCAAGAGAGAAGGGGAAAAACUGGAGGCUCUCAGACGCUUCACUGGUCAUUACAAUGCGUCCAUGGGAGAGUAUUCUGCUGCCUCCAUCCUCUUUGCGGCUGACCGGGGGGACGACAACAGUCAUCCUGCGGUAGACAUGGACAGGAAGUCCAGUAGGCCGAGGAGAAAUUGGCGCCUCCUGAUCCGCGACAAGGCGAGUCCGACGGGCUGGGCUCCCUUCCCGUAUGCCCUGGAUCCAGGACCGGACCGUCCGGAGGGACGCCUGAUCUGUGUGUGGCUGGAAGUCUUCCGCCAUAUCGACAGGCACGUUGGUGGCGCGCAGCCAGAUAUCCCCCUGCUCUUUCUGCCGAAGUCCUGCCCAUUGGAGAUGUCCGGACGGAGGUCGGACCGUGCCACCAAGGGGCUUCACCAGUACAAGCCCGGGUUCAUUCGCCUCACCCGUUCAUGCGCCAAUGCCCCCCGCCAAGAUUCAGCACCUUAUACCCUGCAGCGCAGAAGAAGCGGCGCAGUUGAUGGGCGGCAAGUGGAGGAAGACGUCCGUCAAAGUCCAAGUGUUGAAUGUUGGUUCCGAAGUGCGCAGGGAGAAGGACCUGAGGAUGCUGGUGAGGCCAAUGGGCGAAGACACGCCCUGGCAGGACAAGCAGGACUGGGAGGUGGGCUCAGUCGGUCGAGAAAAGGUCAUGCUGCAUAUCAGACAGCAGCGAGCAGCAGACCAGAUCGGCGGCUACAUCUGGGAGGACGGCGUGAGGGCGGACGAAAUGCUCCUCGAGUCGGAGGUGGGCGCCGAGCAAGCGGGCGAUCAGGGCGGCAAUGAAGUCGAGGACGCCGACGAGGACGCUGAGGGGUGCAGCAUAACAGCCUCACGUAGCGCUGACACCUCAGCGACAACGGCCGACACCUCAGCGACAACGGCCGACACCUCAGCGACAACGGCCGACACCUCUUUUGACGCCCCACUAGCUGCGUCAACGUCU